Molecule: messenger RNA, 3876 nt
Organism: Coregonus sp. 'balchen'
Lineage: Eukaryota; Metazoa; Chordata; Actinopteri; Salmoniformes; Salmonidae
Source: the annotation of a GenBank genome assembly
AUGAAGGAAAUUGAUAAAAUGUAAUAUUGUUUCUUCUCUGGUGGAGAGGUCUGUCUACAAAGACUACUUCCAACCUGGUACAGUAAGUGGGCAAAAUGACCAGCUGCAUGUCUGACUUGCCAAACAGUUUGGUCAGGAAGGAUACAGCAGCUUAUUGUCUUUACAUGUUAGUGAUUCUUCACCAACAGUGUUUGCUUGAAGCACUUUACUCUGGCAUUUAGAAAUGAAGCACUUCAUAACUAUAAACCUUGGGCUAUUUGGGUGGGUGCACCAUUCUAGAAAAUGUAGAUAAGUGUAGAACAGGCAUAGUUCUCAGUCAUAAACAGGGCAUCGUGUGAGCUGCUCUAUACAUUACAUUUCUAUAUGGAACACUCAGAACAUUGCCCCUCCCCACUUAAUAGACCCCUUACUAUCCUACAUGUUCUCCCUUCAGGUAUAUACAGUGAGCUCCAAAAGUAUUGGGACAGUGACAAUUUUGUUGUUGUUUUGGCUCUGUACUCUAGCACUUUGGAUUUGAAAUGAUACAAUGACUGUGGGGUUAAAGUGCAGACUGACAUAUUUCAUUUGAGGGUAUUUUCAUCCAUAUCGGGUGAACCAUUUAGAAAUUACAGCACUUUUUGUACAUAGUCCCCCCAUUUUACAGAUCGUCCUGAAUGAAUCGUGAAAUGUGUUUAGAAACAUAUUCUAUUCUUAUUUACAAUAAAUGUGACACAUAAGUGAAUUUGUCCCAAUACUUCUGGUCUCCUAAAAUGGAGGGACUAUGUACAAAAACAGCUGUAAUCUCUAAACGGUUCACCGGAUAUGGAUGAAAAUACCCUCAAAGUCGUCGUAUAAUUUCAAAUUCAAAAUGCUGGAUUACAGAGCCAAAACAACAAAAAAUGUGUCACUGCCCCAAUACUUUUAAAGCUCACUGUAUGUUCAGAAUGUGGAUAUGAGCUCUUCUCCAGCAUAUCCAAGUUUGAGCAUUCCUCACCAUAGCCUGCCUUCUCUCAGACCAUCCACCAGGACAGUGUGUCCACAUACUCUGAGAAUUGGGGACCAGUGAAGGUGUGUUGUGUGUGCAGUCAGAGAGGGACUGAUUCACCCUUAUGGCCUAUAGGAGACCUAACGUGUGUAGGAGUUGUUGUGACUUAGUGUGAUUGUUGGCAAUAGAGGCUUCAGUUUUUGAGCAGUGGCACUUUAAUAUGUUUAAUGUGUAACCUUUUAACAAGGAUACAGAAUUUUUAAACAGAGGGAAUCCUUUCUGGAUGUUGUUUGUUUCAGGUCUGUUGUGGAAGUGUGGAAACGGACUGGGUCAUGAGUUCUUAUACGACGGACCAUGAGAGGGACUCUCCUGCUUCUGAAUAUUCAGCAGCUCACUCACAUUCAUCCCCAAAGGUGGGAAUUCAGUGUGUUUAACCUCUGUGAGCAGAAAGAGUUAUCAUCCUGUGUAGAAUAUAACUCAUUUGUUCCUGGGGAAAAACAACAACAACACAAACAAACAAAGACACUAAUGGAGGGUUAAAGACAGUCUUUAUGUAUUCUCCUCUGAUAUAGAGUACUACAGUAUAUACUCUUACUCUGACCCUGCUCCCCCCCCCCCCCCCCCCCCCACACACACCUUCAGGAGUCUGUGCUGCUGAAGGUGUGGAGGACAGUGCAUGAAGUGUCCUGGAUAAUAGCCUAAAAAGUUGUUUGAUUGUCUUUUAUAACACAUAAGCCAAUAGCCAUCUAUUAGACAUUAAAUACAGUGCUACUGCUUUUUAUUAAAUACAAGUCAUCAUGUAUUACAAUGAAGCACUGAAUUAAUGCAUAAUAAUUGCCUCUGUUAAAGUUCAAUUCAGGGACUGUCUGUGUAUUUUAAUUUUUUUAUCAAUGUUUAUUCCCUUCUGAAUUUCAGUCUCUUCAGCCAGCGAGUGGGUCUUAGUUUAUGAUCUGUAGUAAAGAGUGACUUUGGUGUCAAAUUACAUUACAUAGCCACUUGCACUGGAGGCUGGAAAGUCCCACCUAUUUCAUUCCAUGAAAGGCCCAUCACUUCUUGGCAGACAGAUACUCAAACGAAGCACAACGCUGGAAAUCUAUCUGCAUCCACAUAAACUAGUUCUGGCAUCGUUCUAUGACAAACACAGAAGGUUUUUAUAUUGAAUUCAAUAGAAGGAAACAGAGAGAGCGAGAGAGAGAGCGAGAGAGAGAGAGAGAGACGGCCAGUUCCUUAAUGUAUCCAUUGGCUGUAUUAUACCGCCCAAACAUUAAGGAACUGACAGUCUCUUUAUCUCCUCUCUCUCUGUCUUCUUAUAUUAAAUUAUAGGUAGCCUAAUAUUUAAUCCCUUAGCUAAGUGGGCAGGGGGGAACACAUGACAGGCAUUAAUUAGAAAUAUGUUUUAAGGUAUUAUAUAAACCAAUGGUAAUCUAUAAGGCAUUUAUUCAGUGAUUUUCUUCUUUGUCAAAUAUAUGUGUUUAUUCAUUCACAACUAGGAUAUGAUGGGUAACACUUUAUUUAAAGGUUCUGUAAUAAACCAUCAGGUGAAUGGGCAAGACAAAAUAUUCAAGGGCCUUUGAACGUGGUAUGGUAGUAGGUGCCAGGCUGGAUUUUUCACUUUCAAAAGAUCCUCUAUGUAUCAAGAAUGGUCCACCACCCAUAGGACAUCAAGCCAACUUGACCCAACUGUGGGAAGCAUUGGAGUCAACAUGAAUGCUUUCAACACCUUGUAGUCCAUGCCCCUGCGAAAUUGACGCUGUUCUGAGCAUAAAAGGGGCGGGACGUCAGAUUUUCUGUUAUGUUUUCUGUGUUAUAGGUGGCAGAGAUGCGUCAAUCAGUAUAUUGGACUUUUCUGUGAUGUUCCCCAGCUCUGUGUUCUGUCGAAUUCCUCCCCCUCCUGGUCCUCCCUUUUUUACAUGACCGGACAAUACCCGGGUGAGUCACACUCGAUAAGUCCUGUGUAUGGGGCUUCAACCAGUUGUCUCUGGUCAAAGACAGGGGUUCAGCACUUUGUCUGGGUAAAGGGCUAAUGCUCUACAGGCUAGACUCUCAGUGCUCCUUUAAGUGUGCCUUUAACACAGUUACCCCCGAGGCCCCCUUUGGUUUCCUGCUAAAGCCCACCAUAUGGUCUGGUAACGGGCUACCCAUGGUAGAGCACCUCAAGCUAAGGUUGUUAUCAGUGUUCCUUUUCUUCUGAAUACUUUAUUCAACCAAUAGAGUAACUAGUUAGUGAAAACUAGUAAGACUUCAUGUUUGGUUCCUGAGUUUCACAAAUGAUAGUUUUUUUCAAUACAACUUGGUUCUUUCAGAAGAGGUUAUUUGCUUCUCAACUCUCUUUCACAAAACUACAAUUGCUUUUAAUAGUUCUAUCUUACCCUAUAGCUUUCCUCAUUACAACACUUCAAGGUGUCAAUGCCCCAAAUUCUGCACUCUUCUGGCAAUUAAGCCCACGACUUCCUCAAACAAAGUUAUACAACACAUCGUUACCUUCACACGUGAUGCUGUUAAACAAAGUUAGAUAACACAUUUCCCCUUCACACAUGACGACGACCCACGGUGAUGUCUCCUCUAAUGCCCACCUGUUGUUCAACAGCUCUAUCAGCUCUGACCCAGGGCAUGAGUACAACAGGGUGCUUCCAUAUGAGGUGAACUUCCACCCUCCGGCAGAGGAAUAUCUGUACACGGUUGCUCCGCACCCGACACUUCUUAUCUGCCUUUAACUGGGUCAUGCUGUAUUUCAGCUGCUCGGGGCUGGCUCUUCUUCUUCUUCUGCUGCUGCUGCUGUUUUUUCUUCUUCUUCUGCUUCUUCUUUGUUUUACGACCGGCAGAGUCCUGUUGGGGGACUGGAUGAGUCAUUAGGUCACCAGGACAUGGUCCAAUCACGACAACCCCUCCAUGGAGUCAUCCAAUGGUUGUGA